AAUCUACAAGAAAUACUAUUUCAGGUGCUCAAAAAUGUACGCAAUGAGCGCACAUAGGAUUCUUCCUAUACACAGAUCAAAAAUAUUACUACCCUUAUAAAAUCGACAACGGCAAGUUAUGUAUACGUCAAUUUUGAUUGCACUUUUUGCAUUUCGAACAAUUACAUAUGCGGAGAAAGAUCCAUUGAUCUUCAUAGCCAAUCCCGUCGAAGCUGCAAUGCCUGGUCAUUGGAUACCCUUAAGUAUAGUCAAAGUAAUACUCGGAGGGACAACAGAAGACACUGCAACACAAAAAAAAUUGUUGUUUAUAAGAACUACGACAACUACGACGACAAAAAAAUACACCGGGCCAACAACCGCAGAGCCAACUAUCGCGGAGCCUACAACAACGCCUACGAAAGUUAUAACAAAAGUAUUGGAGAUUUCAAAACUCACUAGUCCCCCGACAGCGAAAACAUUAUCUACGAUGACAAUAAAGUCGCCAGCGGUGGUGAAGCCGACGCCGAUGAAAUUAAAAAAGCCAAGUGUAUCCAUAAUUGCGAAAGCACUAACAAAACAUAGAACCACCGUAGCACCUACAGCCAUAAUAACAACGGCAACACCGGAAACAAAGACGACCCCAACAACAACGCCAGCGUCAUCAACUACGAAGAUGCCAAAAAAAACGAUGACGAUUCUUAUAACGACAACGAAACCAACAACUGCGAUGAUGACAACCAUAAUGACGGCGUCAACUACGGCGAAGACGCCAACUACGACGACUCCGUCUACCACAACGACAACGCCAACCCCAACAACGACAUCAACCGCAACGGCAAGGCCAAUCGCUACAACGACGCCAACCACAACGACGACAAAAGCCAAAAAAGGGAAAAAUACGAUGCCAAUCACAACGCCAACGCCAACCACAACAACUAUGCCAACCACAACGAUAACGCCAACCACAACAACAACGUCAACCUCAACGACAAGGCCAACCACAACAACUACGCCAACCAGAACGACAACGCCAACAACAACAACGAUGUCAACCACAACGACAAGGCCAACCACAACAACGACGCCAACCACAACGACAACGCCAACCACAACAACUACGCCAACCUCAACAACGACGCCAACAACUACAAUAAAGACGACAACUACGACUAAGCGAAAGACAACCACGAGACGUCGCAUUCCCAAACGUGGAGAUAAACCAUUUAGCGAUCGACCCGAAAAUCUUUUAAAUUUAUAAAGUUUUUAAUGGUUUUUAUAUUAUUUUACAUGAUUCGAGCGACAAUAUUACUGCAGGCUGAGCCAUAAAUCAAUUCAAGAAGCAAGCAAAUGACUUCUAUGCAUGAUUUUCCUCACCAAAUUUUUGUGA
Molecule: messenger RNA, 1366 nt
Organism: Pararge aegeria (speckled wood butterfly)
Lineage: Eukaryota; Metazoa; Arthropoda; Insecta; Lepidoptera; Nymphalidae
Product: hepatitis A virus cellular receptor 1-like
Exons: 2
Coding region: 119-1237 (372 amino acids)
Source: RefSeq, a predicted model, not a curated record